Molecule: messenger RNA, 4596 nt
Organism: Suricata suricatta (meerkat)
Lineage: Eukaryota; Metazoa; Chordata; Mammalia; Carnivora; Herpestidae
Gene: ST6GAL1
Product: ST6 beta-galactoside alpha-2,6-sialyltransferase 1
Exons: 9
Coding region: 691-1890 (399 amino acids)
Molecular function (GO): sialyltransferase activity
Source: RefSeq, a predicted model, not a curated record
CAUUCUCCCCACCAUGCCUGCUCCCCCCAGCUGAAUGUGAUGGUGGAGAAGCAAACCGCUGUCUGAUGGACUGACUGGUGCCUCUCUAAUUUGUGAUCACGAUCUUUAAGCGGACUUUGGCGUUGUCAGGUCGUCUUUCUCCAUUCGCUUCGUCCAGUGAUUCUCAACUCUGGCUUCCAUUAGUCUUACUUCAGGGAGAUCAUAAAAGGUGAGGCAGAACCAAUUGUGCACAGCUCUGCAGUCAGUGGCCCGAGAGCAGCAGGAAGGUCCCAGAGCCCAGCUGAAAUGAAUUGGCCUCCUUGAGCGUGCCCAAGACUGGGUGCCUGGCCUCUGUCCCAGCCCUGAGGUCUUCCCCGUCCAUGAAGGCUUUGAUCCUGGGCCGGAUGUGGGCUUCUACUCCUGGGCUAAGAUUCUCAAGCACCUUCUUUGCAAGAAGAAAACAUUUGCUUAUUUGGCACAUGAAGCCAUGCCACAGGCCCUGACCUUGUCCUUGGGAGCAUCGAGAUGUUUUUUGAUCAUCCUGAAAAAAAUGAGCCUUGGCCUCCAGACCCAAUAAAGCAAGCGUUCCUCUCAUGGAGAACAGUGCUGGUUCCUGAGGACCUGGCGGGCCUGCAGCCCCAGGGGGAUUAGCCAGAAGCAGGCUUGUUUCCUGCUCAGAACAGAGUGGCUGCCUUGGACACAUCUUUCAUUAUGAUUCACACCAACUUGAAGAAAAAGUUCAGCUUCUGUGUGCUGGCCUUUCUCCUGUUUGCAGUCAUCUGUGUGUGGAAGGAGAAGAAGAAGGGGACUUAUUAUGAUUCCCUUAAGUUGCAAAGCAAGGAAUUCCAGAUGUCGAGAGGUCUGGAGAAACAGGUUGAAACUCCAAGCAGCACCCAGGACACCCACAGGGGCAGCCAGUCCCUCAAGAGCCCCCGGGGCCCAGCCAAAGCCAAGCCAGAGGCCUCCUUCCAGGUGUGGAACAAGGACAGCUCUUCCAAAAACCUUAUCCCCAGGCUUCAGAAGAUCUGGAGGAAUUACUUGAAUAUGAAUAAGUAUAAAGUGUCCUAUAAGGGGCCAGGGCCGGGGGUCAAGUUCAGUGCCGAGGCCCUGUACUGCCACCUCCGGGAACAUGUGAACGUCUCUAUGGUCGAGAGCACAGAUUUUCCCUUCAACACGUCCGAGUGGGAAGGCUUCCUGCCCAAGGAGAACAUUAGGACCAAGGCUGGGCUGUGGGGCAGGUGUGCUGUAGUCUCAUCAGCAGGAUCUCUGAAGUCCUCCCAGCUCGGCCGAGAAAUAGAUGAUCAUGACGCAGUCCUGAGGUUUAAUGCAGCACCCACAGCCAAUUUCCAACAAGAUGUGGGCACGAAAACCACUCUUCGCCUGAUGAAUUCUCAGUUGGUCACCACUGAUGGGCGCUUCCUCAAAGACAGUUUGUACAACGAGGGAAUCCUAAUUGUGUGGGAUCCAUCUGUUUACCACUCAGAUAUCCCAAAGUGGUACCAGAGCCCCGACUACAGCUUCUUUGAGAACUAUAAGACUUAUCGCAAGCUGCAUCCCGACCAGCCCUUUUACAUCCUUAAGCCCCAGAUGCCUUGGGAGCUGUGGGACAUCAUUCAGGAAGUCUCCCCAGAGGAGAUUCAGCCCAACCCCCCGUCCUCCGGGAUGCUUGGUAUCAUCAUCAUGAUGACGCUGUGUGACCAGGUGGACAUUUAUGAGUUCCUCCCAUCCAAGCGCAGGACCGACGUGUGCUACUACUACCAGAAGUUCUUCGACAGCGCCUGCACCAUGGGCGCCUACCACCCCCUCCUCUUUGAGAAGAAUCUGGUGAAGCACCUCAACCAGGGCACAGACGAGGACAUUUACCUGCUUGGGAAAGCUACGCUGCCUGGCUUCCGGAGAAUUCGCUGCUGAGCCCGGGCUCCCUGGUCAGGUCCCCUCUCCCUUCUCCACUGAGCCUGGGCAGAUCAUGUUCCAGAACAAUCACAGCGUGCACGGAGGGCCUUCUGUCAGCAAGAGCCCCAGGCUGCAGGAGUCUGCUCCCCUCCUGCCUCCAGGCCCAGCCUGCCCCAUAGCUGCAGAGGUGUGUGACCGCAGAGCCUCCUGCCACUCACAUGUGCACACACACCUAGCAUUCUUCCCACACACAGUAAACUCGGGAUCCACCUUUCUCCCGAGAGCUGCCAACGCUGGGUUAUUCUCAUAAACCAGCACUCUCUCUUGCUUGAAAUCUGCUCCUAGAUACUGAUUUCAUGUUUUAAAGAAAUUCUCCUAAAUUAUGAUUUGCCCCUGUAUAAGGUGGCUCGGAGGCAGGGGACGGUAGGUGGUAGAGAGCAUAGGACACAUCCUUGAUUCCUCUGGAACAAAGGUGCUCCUAAGCUCCAUGCCCCCAGGAGAGGUAGCAUUGCUCUAAGGGUUUAGCAGGUCCUUAACCUGGGUGCUUAUGGGCAAAAGGUCUUGGUGAAUGCACCUCCUCUCCACGGGGUGAUGAGAGGCACAGAAGGGCACAGGCUCUUCCUCCAGGCACUCCCAGUUUGGUGAGAGAAAUACAGGGAGGACUCGGGGUGCUCAAUGCACGGGGUGGGGGUAGGGGGAUUUGUGGGGAGGCAGGCUUGCCCUGCCAUCUGUCUGGGCACCUGGGAGGGGCCGUGCGCCUGCUGUGUCUGCGGGCCCCACAGCCCUUCUGAGCUGGGCUGUGGAGGGGAUUUGAGAGGAAGAGGAGAAACGUGUCACCCUGCGGCUUGAGUCAUUUGAGUUGUGUUUUCCUUUCUGCCUUUAUUGCCCACCUUUAUUCUCAAAGGUCUGCCUGAACUGAGGGGCUCAGAUUGUAUUUUGAGGGAACCGCUCCCCCUGUCCGAGGCAGCACGUGCAGCCCCAUGGCAUGGCAGGCACCGGGCAAGCCAGGAGCCGAGACCCUGACUUGUCCACCCUCAGCCUGACCUGCCCCUGCCCCAAAGUGAGAUUCUACACACGCGCCCCGUGCUCCCUGGUUACCACCCACCCCACCCCCCGACUGCCAUCUUGUUUUCUCCUUUAAAGCAGUAGGUUUUAUUCUCUCUCUCCAAACACUUUUCAACCUUUUCUACUUUAUAACAGUAUCCUGAUCUGAUGAUUUCUUUGACCAUCAUGGGCUGUUUGUGGAAUCUCUCAGGGAGUGGGGCUGUGGUUCCCUAAAGUUCAAGUUGCUCUCGGAAGUCAGAACCUUCGAGAUCAUAACUGAUUCUCACAAGGUUUAUCAGAUGGCCAUGCCCUCUGGCCCUCCAGCAAGGGGGCAGCGUCAGAGUCUCCAGAUGGAGGCCUUCCCACCUGCUCUGCCAACAUGCUUCCUGGGGAGUUGUGCUCCCCCUUCCCUGGUGGAGAAGCACCCUGGGCUGGCCCAGCCCGGCGCGUGGAGAAGGGAGAGCACUUGCUCAGGAUCACGAAGUAAUGCUGUAGAGCCAGGGUUCCUAACCCAGACUUUUGGACUCCUGGCCUCAUGUGCUCAAGGGCCUCUUAUGCUUGAGCUCUAGACCAGCCCUCUGGGAGCUGGAGCGCUCGCUUGUUGCCAAACCCUUGGUUUAUAUAAGCAGUAGAAGGACCCCAGAGGGAGAAGCCCUGGAUUUUCAAAUUGCUGCUCCCCCCUGCCCCCAUUUAACAGCCGUGCCACCAUGGGAGAAUUCUGAGACUCUGUUUCCAUAUCUGUAAAAUGGGGGGUGAUGAGCCUACCUCACAGGGCUGUUAUAAGGGUUACAUGAAACACCUAACCUGGUUCUGUACUUGGCACGUAGCAGGUACCGGGUACAUGGUGGCUUCCUUCCUUCCUUCCUCCCCUAAGGACCUGCUGUGUGCUCACACCUGGGCAAGACCUUGCUUUGAGGGUGGCCAGAGAGGGGAGGUCCUGUUAUCAGGGAAUUAACUGUCCUAUUGGGACACCAGCCUGGAAUGCCCAGGAAACCCAUCCGAGGCAGUGGAUUGUGCAGAGCGUGUCUCCCCUACCCCCUUCUUCCCCUUCCUCCUCCCCCUGCCCCUCCUCUUCCUCCCUGCUUGCAGCUCUGGCCUCUCUGCUUAGGAAUGGGCAGUGCACCUGAGCCACUUCCUGCUGUAUGGAGAGUCUUUCCCCUCUCCGGACCCAUGAGUUGCUUUAUGUUCUGAUCUGAUGUGCUUGCUGCAAUCCCUGAAUCACAGGCAGUGAGAGGAAGGAGGCAUUCCAUCCGCAGGAAGUAGGUGUUGGUGUGGACAAGGAGACUACACUGGGUAGACACUAGCUUUAAUUGUUGCUGUGCAUAUAAGGGAUCCAAUUAAUUUAAUUCUUUGUUGUCUCUCUCUGGAAACUAGCAAAAUGCAAAUAAGAUAGGGGUAUUAUUGUUGAUCUGGUGAGAUGUUUAAUAUUUGUGACAGAUAAUUUAAGAAUGGUGACUGCGUGCUGCAUUUGGAAAGCCCCGUCUGGAAGGGGUCGCGUCUUUGUCAGUAGCCAUCGCUUCAUCCUGUAUCAUGAGGUCCCCCUGCUCUUCAGUCACACAAACCAUUCACGGUGGUUUGGAGACCUCGAUCUCAGAAGUGUCUGAACCGUGCCUGAUCUGAUGAUGAAUUAUCCAAAGAUUAUGUAAAAUUUUAAAAUAAAUGUGUUUUUCAAAAAUCGUA